UUCAGUAGCAUGAUAUUUUAAAGUUUUGUUGUGAAUUUAUGGAAUCCGCCUGGCUGACUAAAAUAACGAAAACAACAUUUCAACUACCGGUGCUAUACUACUACAACCUUCAAACCCAAAAAAAUUGUCAUCUGAAUUCCCUUAUCUCGGGCAAACAGUUUGUGAAAUUACAAAAGCAGUUUUAUCGCGACUAUAGGUCUGUGACAUUGGGAAGGCCAUCAUUAAAGGAUUGUGAAGCACCAUUGUUGGGAGACCUUUGCGCAAAGUAUCGCGGCGUAUUGUCACGCACUUCCGCUGAUUUGGUGUCCUCUACACAAUCGAAAAACAGCUUGGAGAAAAACGACCACAAAACUUCAGACAUGGCCUCCGAUAAACAAAAGGAGUUCCAACGCCUACCAAACAAUGUGGCUCCAUCUCAUUACGAAUUGGAAUUGAAACCUAACCUGGAAGCUUUUACAUUUGUGGGGAAGACCAGUGUGCAAUUGAAGAUUAUUUCUCCAACCAAUCUGAUUACAUUAAACGCUUUAGAUGUCACCAUUAGCGAUAGCGAUUUGGAGUUUAAUGACGAAGUGCUUAAGCCAAGUAAAAUUGAAUACUCCACAGAAAAUGAAACGGCAACACUGCAAUUUGGUAAAGAAUUGCCUGCCGGGUCUGAGGUCAAACUGAAUAUGUCAUUUAAGGGCGAAUUAAACGAUAAAAUGAAAGGUUUUUAUCGAAGCAAGUACUUUACGCAAAACGGUGAAGAACGCUACGCAGGCGUUACACAGUUUGAGGCAACUGAUGCCAGACGCUGUUUUCCCUGUUGGGAUGAACCGGCAAUUAAGGCUACAUUUGAUGUUUCCCUAAUUGUUCCGGAAGAUCGUGUUGCUCUCUCCAACAUGCCUAUUAUUAAGGAGGCCUCAGUAGAAAGUGGAUUGAGGCGUAUUUCCUUUGAUCGUACACCAAUAAUGUCAACUUAUUUGGUAGCUGUUGUUGUCGGCGAAUAUGAUUACGUUGAAGGAAAAUCGGAGGAUGGAGUUUUAGUUCGCGUGUACACACCCGUUGGUAAAAAGGAACAAGGCCUAUUUGCUUUGGAAGUAGCAACGAAAGUAUUACCAUAUUAUAAGAGCUACUUUAAUAUAGCCUAUCCACUGCCCAAAAUGGACCUUAUUGCCAUUUCUGACUUCUCGGCUGGUGCAAUGGAAAAUUGGGGAUUGGUGACAUACCGUGAAACCUUUGUUCUCGUAGACCCAAAGAAUACUUCGUUGAUGCGCAAACAAUCGAUAGCUCUGACCGUAGGUCACGAAAUAGCGCAUCAAUGGUUCGGAAACCUUGUUACGAUGGAAUGGUGGACUCAUUUAUGGUUAAACGAAGGAUAUGCGUCUUUUGUUGAGUUCCUGUGUGUUAAUCAUUUGUUUCCGGAAUAUGAUAUUUGGACGCAAUUUGUCACCGACAUGUACACGCGGGCCUUAGAAUUGGAUUCCCUAAAAAAUUCCCACCCCAUUGAAGUUCCAGUUGGACACCCCUGUGAAAUUGAUGAGAUUUUUGAUGAAAUCAGUUACAAUAAAGGAGCCUCUGUCAUAAGAAUGCUACAUGAUUACAUUGGGGAAGCUGAUUUCCGUAAAGGUAUGCACACGUACUUAACUCGCCAUCAGUACAAAAAUACCUGCACAGAAGAUCUUUGGGACGCCUUGCAAGAGGCUAGUUCAAAGCCUGUCGCGGAGGUAAUGUCUACAUGGAUUAAAUUAAAGGGCUUCCCUGUCGUAAGUGUAGAAGACAAGCAAUUAGAGGGGAACAAACGGUUGCUUCGUUUGUCACAAAGCAAGUUUACCGCCGAUGGCUCCAAACCCGACGGAGACUACAUAUGGGUCAUACCAAUCACCAUAUCUACCUCGAAAAAUCCCCAGACUAUCGCAAAGACUUUUCUAUUAAACGAAAAAUCUUUGGAGGUGGUGUUGGACGAUGUGAGCGCAGAAGACUGGAUAAAGGUGAAUCCAGGAACCGUGGGCUAUUACCGAACACGCUAUUCAAAAGAUAUGCUGGAGAAACUUAUGCCGGCUGUUCGCAACAUGGAAUUGCCACCAUUGGAUCGUUUGGGUCUAAUUGACGAUAUGUUUGCUAUGGUACAAGCAGGUCAAGCUAGCACUGCGGAAGUAUUAGAACUAAUCGAUUCAUAUCGCAAUGAAACCAACUAUACAGUGUGGACUGCUAUUACAAACUCCUUGUCAAAUCUUCACAUACUCAUAUCGCACACCGACCUGAUGGACCACUUUAAUAAAUAUGGAGAAAAACUGUAUCGCCCUGUAGCUGAGCGCUUGGGUUGGGAAGUACGUGAGGGUGAAAAUCAUUUAGACACUCUGCUGCGCAGUCUUGUUUUAUCACGUUUGGUGUCUUUCCGCUGCAACGACAUUAUUGAUGAGGCAAAGAAACGUUUCCGUAAUCACGCCAACAACGUUUGUCCAGUUCCCGCUGAUUUGCGUUCAACUUGCUACAAGGCCGUAUUGCAAGAGGGCGAUGAAAGUAUUUUCAAUGAAAUGUUAACGCUGUAUAGAGCCACCGACUUACAUGAGGAACAAGAUCGUAUAUCUCGUGCUUUAGGUUGUAUAGGAAAUGUAGACUUAUUACGAAAAGUCAUUGAUUUUGCCAUGUCUGGUGAAGUUCGUGCUCAAGACUCGGUAUUUGUCAUUGUGGCUGUAGCUGUAAAUCCUAAGGGUCGAGAUAUGGCAUGGCAAUUCUUUAAAGACAACAAUCAAAAACUAUUGGAACAAUAUCAGGGUGGAUUUUUGUUAGCACGCCUAAUCAAAUACCUAAUCGAAAAUUUUGCAUCUGAAGAACGCGCUAUUGAAGUUGAAGAGUUCUUUAAGUUGAAACAAUUUCCAGGUACCGAAAGAACUGUUUCACAAGCGGUUGAAACAAUCCGCCUCAACACCGCCUGGUUGGAACGGGAUCGUGAUUCUUUAACCGCAUAUUUAAAGAAGCAAUAAAUUGGGCCAUACUUGAAGAGGCAAAUUAUUAAAGUUGAGAGAGAAUAAUGUUUAACCCUAAGCUACAACAUAUAAACCAAAGCCAUUUAUAAAGAAGUAACUAACAACAAGUUGCAGAUUGCAUCCACUUGCAAUCGUAUUGCGUCUUGAUCCAUUGUUGUAACACAAUUUUUUUUCAAACACUUGGCCAUAAAUUAUUUUUUUUUUUGUUUUUAUUUACAUGAAAUUUGUAAACGAGUUCAUUGAAACGUAAUUUAUUAAAUACUUUCAUAUUGCAGAAAAACAAAAAUAAUAUUUAACAUAGUUAUGCAUUUCCUAGAAUUAUUAUACGUAAACAACAAAAGACCAAUAAAAUGGAUUUUUUGUAAAAA
Molecule: messenger RNA, 3334 nt
Organism: Stomoxys calcitrans (stable fly)
Lineage: Eukaryota; Metazoa; Arthropoda; Insecta; Diptera; Muscidae
Gene: Psa
Product: puromycin-sensitive aminopeptidase
Exons: 7
Coding region: 39-2963 (974 amino acids)
Biological process (GO): proteolysis; peptide catabolic process
Cellular component (GO): cytoplasm
Molecular function (GO): zinc ion binding; peptide binding; metalloaminopeptidase activity
Source: RefSeq, a predicted model, not a curated record